Molecule: messenger RNA, 2372 nt
Organism: Maniola jurtina (meadow brown)
Lineage: Eukaryota; Metazoa; Arthropoda; Insecta; Lepidoptera; Nymphalidae
Product: zinc finger protein 2-like
Exons: 7
Coding region: 164-2317 (717 amino acids)
Cellular component (GO): nucleus
Molecular function (GO): zinc ion binding
Source: RefSeq, a predicted model, not a curated record
UCUGACUUUGAAACACUGAAAAUUGUUUUUAUUUAUAAUUACAAGACUUCAUUCAGUAUUUUUUUUUAUUCCACAAUGUUUCUCAAAGAAUUCUCAACAAUAGACAGACAUUUAACAGCUAUAAAUCAUUUUCGCUGAAUAUUUCGGUCCCAAUAUAAUAAUAAUGAAUCAGAACACCCUUUCAAAGCUAGCGAUUUGUCGGACCUGUUUGGAUACGGAGGCAAUUAAACCUAUAUUUACUGAAGAAAUGGACGCUGCAAGCUACUCUGGACUAGUUUACACUGUCACGGGUAUAAAGGUUGAAAUGGACGAUGGACUACCACAGAGUAUAUGUCAAAAAUGUGUAAACAACAUCAAUAACUUUUUACACUUCAGAAAACAAUGCAAGGAAGCAGAAACAAAACUUAUAAUAAUGAAAAACAAAAUUGAAAACAGUGAUGAUAUAGAAAUUAAUUUGAAAAAUGAUAAUAUGGACACUGGAAUAGAAAAUCUUUCAAGUAGCAAAUUAGAGCAGAGUGAAUUUACACUAAUUGUAGAAAAAACUCAAAUAAAGAAGGAAGUUAACAUAACAGUGGAAAAUAAUAUUAACGAUAAACAUGAAAAUUUUGGCAACAAGAAAAAAUGCUAUAAUAAAGUUGACCAAAUGAAAGAUUUAAGUAAUGUAGAUGUACAUGUCCAAAAAGAUUGUAAUAUUGAAAUUAAUAGAGUUGGAUGUAAAUUGUGCAAGAAAACGAUUGCGAAAAGAAAGUAUCAUACGCAUAUGACUACGAAACAUAAGUCUAACAAAGACAGAACUGUUAUGUGUAAUAUAUGUAAUAUAUAUUUAAAUAGGAAACAAAUUAACAGUCAUAAAUUAUCACAUAAAAAAAAUAAACACAUAGACAAUGAUAUUCCAUUAAAUAACUCCACAAUUAUAAACUUUAAUAAUGAUAAUUUAAUUAAUGACUCAUUUCAUUUAGAAAUUGAUAAAAGACAAGCUGAAAACGCCAAUGAAAGCAUGUUAAAUACAUCAACAAACAAGAAUACUUCAAAUAACAAUUCGGAAAACGAAAAUUUUUGUAACGGUCCAAAUGAUAUUUCAGUAAAUAAUUCCAUAGCCACAGAUAACGAAAAUUAUUACAACGACGAAAAAUAUAAUGUCAAUUUAAAAGAUAAAUUGAUAGAUUCAGAAGUGGACAUCAAUAUUGCAGCCACAGAAAAUGAACACGUUUGGAAUGACAAGCAAAUUAACAAUAAACUAACAAAUAAAUCAUUCACAGCGGAAGUUAAAAAUUGUUUUACCAACAUCCAAAAAUUUGAAAAUUGUUUUAACGACAAACGGAAAGUUGAAAAUUGUUUUAAAGACAAACAGAAAGUUGAAAUUUGUUUUAAAGACAAACAGAAAGUUGAAAAUUGUUUUAACGACAAACAGAAAGUUGAAAAUUUGAUUAACGGUGAACAAAUAAAAACGGAAAUGGAAAAUAUUUUAUAUAAUUACAAUGACACAAAUUCAAAAAGAGUGACAUGUAAACUAUGCCAAAAGGAUUUGUCUAUACGGAGUGUGGAUUCCCAUAUGACAAGAUCACAUCCGGGGGUGGACAAGAGAAAGGUCAAGUGCGAUUUGUGUGACAAUUAUGUGAUGAAGAGUAAAUUGGCUAGGCAUAAGACUUUAAUGCAUGUCUUACAAGGUUUUAUAUGUAGGUAUUGUAAAAGCGAGUUUGUAACCAAAGAGACCUUGGUGGAACAUGUUGGCAGUUGUACUGCUAAGAAGAAAAAGAGAAAUUGUGAUGCUAGUCGCGAGCUUGGCGAGUGUGAAGUGUGUCAUAAAACGAUGCAAAAGGGGAGCCUUAAGCUGCACCAUGCUGUGAAGCACGCCGGCCUUAGACCAGUCUGUGAGCACUGCGGCAAAAGUUUUGGUAACAAGUUUCGUCUGCAGGACCACUACAGAGCCAAGCAUGGAUACGAGAAAUACAAGUGUUCCUAUUGCGAGUUCCAGAGCGCUUGCCACAUGUCGAUGAGGAACCACGAGCGCCGGCACCGCGGGGAGAAACCGUUUGUCUGUGAGUCUUGCGGAUCCAAGUUCCACGCCUCGUACCUACUGUCCCAGCAUAGACAAUCGCACGCCACUGACAAGGCAUUCCAGUGCGACCUCUGCCCCGCAUCGUUCAAAGUGAACAACACGUUGCAUAUGCACAAGCGCGCAUGCCACAGCACGUGCAAGUAUGCAUGCACGAUGUGCACGCGCACGUACAGCACGCGGCACUACGUGGUCAAGCAUAUGCGGGCCAUGCAUCGAUAUACCGGUCCGGUACCGCCAUUGACGCCUAUCGAAUGUUGAAAUUGUUUUAACUUUUGAUUCAUCUACUUUUCAAUAUAACAAAGUUUUUAUGUUA